GCAUCAACCACGCGAUCACCUGCCUUUGGCGCUUCCUGGGCCAAGAGGAUUCUGCGCCCCACACGAGCCACGUCUGGAUGGAUCUGCAGACCUGAGAGCCGGCUGGGCGUUCCUGAGGUGAUGAGACGUUCCUCUGGAACCUCACCAACAUGGCGCUUGGGUCCACGCAGGUCUUCCCAGUGAUCAGCAACGAGAGGGUGUUCAACAUCGUCGUCCUCUUGGGCCGUGCCAUGGUCUUCUCAGUCGUUGUGUCGGCGAUGUUGUCGAAUGCGGCACAGACCAGAUUCGACCUGAAGAACCGCGAACUAGCGAUGGAGGAGCUGACGCGUUUCUUACACGCGUUCAAAAUUCAGCCUUGGCUCAGGAUGCAGGCGCGGCAGCAGAUGAGCGUCAAACUGAUGCCGAAACGCCCGCAAGCGGUCAAGGACCUGUGCGUGUGUGCGUGCGCGUCUGCGUGUGUGUUCGACAUGAUCUCGUUGAUCCUGCGCCAUCAGACUGGCGCUCUGCAGCCCCCGUUUCCUCGACCACGUUCUCAACCACAUCCUCUCGACCCAUGAGUG
This is a messenger RNA of Prorocentrum cordatum, 560 nucleotides long. NCBI's taxonomy places the organism in Eukaryota, Dinophyceae, Prorocentrales, Prorocentraceae. The record is from the annotation of a GenBank genome assembly.